Messenger RNA from Magnolia sinica, 1215 nucleotides. RefSeq lists its product as uncharacterized. The transcript has 4 exons. Lineage: Eukaryota; Viridiplantae; Streptophyta; Magnoliopsida; Magnoliales; Magnoliaceae. The record is from RefSeq and is a predicted model, not a curated record. Bases 98 to 637 code for a protein of 179 amino acids.
CAGGAGAAAGAAGGCCAUCAUCCUUCUAACAAACAAAAGAAGAAAAGAAAAAGAAAAAAGCAGAGAGAGAGAGAGAGAGAGAGAGAAGGAAACGAAAAUGCAAAUGCAGAUGCAAAUGCAGAAGCAGCAAGCAUGGGAACAGCAACAACAGAUUGUGAGGGUAAAGGCAACAGGCAACAGCUACAGAGAGAACACUCCUGCUAAGGAAGGAGGGGAGAAAGAAGAUGAAGAGAUGUCGAUGUCAGCUCUUUCUGCUUUUCGGGCAAAAGAAGAGCAGAUUGAGAAGAAGAAGAUGGAAGUGAGGGAGAAGAUGCAGGCCCAGCUCGGCCGGGUUGAGGAAGAAACCAAGCGCCUUUCCGAGAUCCGAGACGAACUCGAAGGGCUGACCGAUCCGAUGAGGAAGGAAGUAGCGGCGGUGCGUAAGAAGAUCGACACGGUUAACCGGGACUUAAAGCCACUUGGAAACACUUGCCAGAGGAAGGAGAAGGAAUACAGAGAAGCACUUGAAGCAUUCAAUGAAAAAAACAAAGAGAAAGCUCAGCUAAUCGCCAAAUUAAUGGAGCUGGUGAGUGAAAGUGAGAAACUGAGGAUGAAAAAGCUGGAAGAGCUGAGUAAGAACAUUGAGUCUCUACACUAAUCACAUGUGCUAAUGUUGUUGUUACAAAAAGGUUAGGCUGGUGUGGUUUUAUCAAAGAAGACCUUUGUAUUUUAUGGCUGUCUUUGUGUAUGUGUGUGUGAGUGUUUGGGUUUUGGGUUGUUGAAAUUUGAAAGUCUGUUAUUGUAUUCGUUACACUGAUUUAGCAAGGGGAAGUUUAUUUGCUAAACCCUCCCCCGUCUGGAAUCCUGCAUGCCCAUGCAAAUGCAGCCACAUGUGUCUAUAUUAAACACAUGUGUGAGAUCUGAGCUUUUCGUAAGGUGGGCCACACUAUUUAUAUCUUCAGGCCUAAAAUCCGGCCUUUAACCCUGUGGUGGACUACUAGAAAAACAAAUUUUUAGCUGUCCAUUUGUUGCGUAUACUAGUGCACCUGAGGAGCGAAAUUGAAAUUUUUUGAGCCAGGGGAUCUACUUGGGGUGGCCCACUUGAUGGAGAGUUGAGAUCUCACAUGUAUGUCAACUUGGCAUGUGUGGCUGUGUAAGGGUGGCAGGUUCUGCACGCGUGUGGCUCAUGAAACUUGUAACUGUACCCAUUUCUUUUAACUCUGGAGUUUUGUUCUC